Molecule: messenger RNA, 540 nt
Organism: Penicillium manginii
Lineage: Eukaryota; Fungi; Ascomycota; Eurotiomycetes; Eurotiales; Aspergillaceae
Product: zinc finger BED domain-containing protein
Exons: 1
Coding region: 1-540 (179 amino acids)
Source: RefSeq, a predicted model, not a curated record
AUGCCACAGAGCCAGACCUCUCAGUUCUCUGAUCACUAUCCCCCAUCGAUUUUUGGCGAUAACCCAGUGGAUACCCUCUCCUUACUUCCAUCUGAUGGUCCAUUCAAUCUCGACGGGCGCGACACGCUAAGUUCUGCCCCUAACGUAAACUUUACCCGACCGGCGGUUCCUCCUCUGAUCCCUGAGACACUCCAACGCGUUGGCCCUACUAAACAGAAGAUCUAUAUCCUCUGGACAGAGAUGAUGAAUGAUGAUUUUAUUACAUGGUGGCUACAGACCGAGUUUGGAAGUCAAAUGAAACGGAAUAUUUUCGAUGUUAAGCACCAGUCAGGGUGUUGGGAUCACUUUGAACAGGUUGCAGCUCCUCAAGAUGGAACUCCUAAGGUUAUGUGUAAGACCUGUAACCAUAUCCUGGCUCAUCCUGCCGAUCGCCACCGGGGAACAACCCAUAUGAACAAGCACUACACACAAGGGGUUAAUUGUCGGAAGCUAGCGCCUCGGUCGCAAGAUAUUAGACAGAUGAUAUCAAACGGGGUAUAG